AUGGUUGAUUCUAAGGUGUCGAAGGGCUCAUACAAGCACAAGUCCUUCUUAUCGCUGAAGGAGCUGGGCCAGAGUUCGAAGAACAAGGGCCCUCCAUCUUCAAGGACGUCGCUAUCGCAGCUUAAGCUUAAUCUACUGGCGGACGGUAAGCAUUGGGAGAUCUUAGAGGACUAUGGGUUGGAAGAACUGAGAGAUGGGUUUUUCGAUCCGAUCUUCACAAGGCACGAGAAUGUCGUGCCGUCCGAAGAAGACAGCGAUAGCGCCGUGUCAAAGACGGCCGGGCGGUUGACGGUCGCAAGCUGGGUGGCACACAACUUGGAGGGGCUUAAGCAAUCUUGGCAACCUAUGCUGAAGUUCUGGCUUGCCUUCUUCAUUGCUGUGUGCAUCUGCCUGAUCCACCCGUCGGGGUCGUGGCUGGGUCACCGCUUCAGAUACUUCAUGCCGGUUGCGGUGUUGAUACACCACCCAGCACGCAACAUCGGAGUGCAGCUGGAAAUUACGCUUUGGUCGAUCACCGGCGCAGCUUUUGGGAUGGGAUGGUCCGCCCUAGCGUGGUACAUUUCCGUUGCUACAAGGCCAACUGCCAACCACCAAGGCGGUAUCCUUUUCGCGAGCAUGUUCUUGGCAGUGUUUUUGUCGACGUGGCUGCGCUCCUCUAAGCAAAGGCUGUUGUAUUUCUCGCUAUCUUACGGCAUUGCCAUAUGCUUCCUGCACACGGUCGACUUGGUCAACGCCAAAUCUAUGCUCGACUGGAAACUGUAUUGGGAUUUUGGAAUACCGUAUCUGUUUGGACUGCUUAUCUCAAUGGUCGUGUGCGCCGCGGUAUUCCCCCACUCUGGGCAGUCCGAGAUCAUAUCUCGAUUUUCGACGUCCAUCAAUAACAUCAAACAACUUCUGGUCACAUUUCUAGAGCUUGACGAGUGCGGAAACACUGAUAGACAUCACUUGCUACAGAAGGAAAUCGGCACCAGCAUUGACUUCGAUGUGUCUGAGGGUAUGCGAGAAUUUUUGAAUCAAUUAACCAUAACAAGAAUUAGUGAGGAGUCACUCCUAAGCUUUCGUAAUUCCAUUACCAUCGCCGCUGCCCCACUGAGAUCAAUGCCCACAGACCAUAAGCUUCUCACGAAGCUCGAGCUUCAGGAUUUCUACGAAGCCUAUCAAGAUAAACACAAAGAAGGUCAAACCGUCGAUAAAUCUCACGGUGAUACACACAUGCCAGUUUCAGGAAAUGCAACUCCACUCCCCAAAUCUAAUAACUUUGUUGGCCUUGGCGGUCAUACAAAUAGCGAACUAUUUACCAGCAUGCUAAGGUCUACGUUCUCGAGUAGCCUGUUGUCCUUACUAGUUGAGAUGAUUGCGCUUUUAGAAACGAUAGAAAGCGGGCUUGAUAACUUCGCCAAUGGUAAGCUUUUCGAUAAUGAAAAUCUUGGUAUUGAGGAAAAACUGAAAAGCCACAUCAGCAAGUUGAUUCGCAGGAUAUACAACAUCGACGUUUGUUACAAAGAGUUUACUAAAUCGAACCUUUUUUGCAAAGAGCUUCUCUCAGACUCGCAAGCCAUUGACUCUUUUCUGUUCUUGAGAUACUUGAGACAAAGUGCCAAAAACCUUAUCCCCGUUGCCACAUGCGUCGUUGAAAUGAGCGCGAAUCUGCGUUGGCGUGUCGAACUUCCCCAUUACCCCUGGCGCCGCGCAUUAAACAGACUGCCGCACCGCUGCAGUAUUGACCAAGGAGCAAAAUCUCUCUUGCACUACUUCGAAACGAAGUCGGAUGUCGACGAUCUGUUCGAGCAACUUUAUAACAGCUACACCUCAAGACACAAAGUAAGCGCCGAAGGACCAGAAAAAGGUAAAAUACGCGCUACAGUCAGGGCUAUCGACCAUAAGGACUUUAGCUUGCAUACUACCAGCCAUCCCUUGAGAUACAAGCUCUGGCUACUGAGCACCGAAAUUACUUCUUAUGAAAGUAGAUGGGCACUGAAAAUUGCAAUCGUGAUGACAUUCUUUGCUUUGCCAGCAUGGCUUCCUCAGUCCAAUCGGUGGUACCAAGAAUAUCAGUGUUGGUGGGCCCCGCUAUCGUUUCUCCUCCUGUCUAAUCGUCGGCACAGUGGGAAUUGGCCAUCUAUGGGCAGGCGGCUCGCUUCUGCCUUGUUAGGAAUUUUCUGGGGAUGGUGUUCUAACCAAGCGCGUCACUUUGGCAGUCCCUAUGUCGUUGCAACAUUUGCAGGGUUACUGUGUGCAGUCCUUUCCUUCAACUUUUUUGCCAACAAUCACACCAAAUCUAGUUUUACCGGUCUCUUGUGCUUUGUUGUGAUUGCACUGGAACCAUACAGCAAACGUAGCUCUUUGAACACAGCGUUUAUCUGGAAAAACACAUGGGUCACAGGAGUAGCGCUUUUGUGCGGAAUAUUACUUUCAAUUCCUAUUAACUGGAUUCUUUGGUCGUUUACGGCGCGUCAUGAACUCAGAAUCUCUAUUUCCUCACUGCUCGCACACAUAAGUCAGUCGUACCAAAGCGUGACUGAUCGCUACCUCUACAGAGAUGCCGAUGAUGCCCCAACCGAGUUGACACUAAAAUAUUCUAGUAUAAGAGAAGUGCGCCUUUCCCAAAGCUUAAUCGCUGUGAAAAGGUUGCUUCAAAAAGCACGCGAAGAGCCCAACUAUAUUUUUGAAUUCAAGGCUGAUCUUUACGAGCAACUCUUAGACGCAUGUGAAUAUCUGCUGGAAAAAAUGGUGGAGGCGAGGCUUUCUGGUCAACAUUUCGAGGUUUGGGACCAAGACAGCAACAGCGAAAUCUCAAGAGCACUGUUAUCUCUGAGACGCGAUAGUGUCGCAUCUGUUAUCUUCAUUUUUUACAUGUUGUCAAACUGUUUUCUUUCAAAGAAUAGAAUUCCGAUGUACCUACCCAAUGUUAUCAUGUCAAGGAAGAAGCUCUAUGAUUUCAUUUCUAAAUUUGAAUCAAAUUUCGCGUCCAGGUCUUCAACUGCUGUGAGCAAUUCUGAGUCCUCGGAUUCCGAAAUAAAGGAACAUGACACCAAUCCUUCGUCUGACGACUAUGAGAAAUCCCACUGGACCCAAAUCCAUGGUAUGGCAUUUGCGCGCGCUUUCACCGAUAUUGCGGAAGUUGUGCAGAAACUUGCCAACCUGAGUCGUGAAAUUUUGGGUGAGGAGGAUUGCUGUUAA
Lachancea thermotolerans CBS 6340 is the source of this 3180-nucleotide messenger RNA. RefSeq names its product Bre4p (gene BRE4). Lineage: Eukaryota; Fungi; Ascomycota; Saccharomycetes; Saccharomycetales; Saccharomycetaceae. The record is from RefSeq and is a predicted model, not a curated record. Bases 1 to 3180 code for a protein of 1059 amino acids. The transcript has a single exon.